AUGGAGGGCUUUCUCCAAGGUGAUCUAGAUAGUGCGAAGAAAGAGAUAGCAAUCGUCCGGGGAAUUAUGAAAGGCACCCACCAUUUCGCACCUCCUCUGAAGGAAUCGCGCAAGGUCGGCGCGCUUAAUUUAAUAUAUUCCAAUCAAUGUGGGAAAGAGUUGUUAGGGUUCACUUUCCGUUGUAGGAAUCCCAUUUACGGAAAAGCAAUGGAGCAUUAUUUCCAAGAGGUUGCCGGUCGAGUGGAGAUACGCGAGCAACACCUUGAUAUGGACCUGGAGCAAAUGAUCCAUUUCCGCAGCCGCUCUAUAGGAGCAGUACCAGCCAUAGCACUUGCUGAGCAGGCGUCAUCCCCAUGGUAUUGA
Molecule: messenger RNA, 363 nt
Organism: Microsporum canis CBS 113480
Lineage: Eukaryota; Fungi; Ascomycota; Eurotiomycetes; Onygenales; Arthrodermataceae
Exons: 3
Coding region: 1-363 (120 amino acids)
Source: RefSeq, a predicted model, not a curated record